Molecule: messenger RNA, 2580 nt
Organism: Cucumis melo (muskmelon)
Lineage: Eukaryota; Viridiplantae; Streptophyta; Magnoliopsida; Cucurbitales; Cucurbitaceae
Product: polyphenol oxidase, chloroplastic-like
Exons: 2
Coding region: 632-2362 (576 amino acids)
Biological process (GO): pigment biosynthetic process
Molecular function (GO): catechol oxidase activity
Source: RefSeq, a predicted model, not a curated record
AACAUUUUUUUUUUCAUUUAACUUUUAAAUAAGCUUUUAUAAAUCUUUUCAAUUUUCUUUCUCUGUACCACUGCUGACAACGACACAAUGCUCCCUUCUCUAUAUUUUUCAUCUAACCUCGAUAACGAUUAAGCAAAUAGCAAAAUUAUUUAUUCUUCUUCUAACAAACCACGAUAGUAGGUGUAUCACACAAACUUUUUUCUGACAUCAAACGAACCAAAUAUAAAGAAAAGAUCGUAGCAAGAGGAGUUAAAAGAGAGUAUGAGGGGAAGAGUCAAACUGAACCGAUUAUGGUUUGUAGAUUUAAACCUUUGAAAUUAUUUUACAUUGUUAUUAAUUUGGACUUUUUCUAAACCAACGCUAACUGAAUUCUCAUUAUUUAAAAAGAAUUAUAAAAUUUUAUUACGAAAAAGUUAUUCAAAAUUUUUAUUUUUUUCAAAAAGAUUUAGGUAAUUCGUACGAGAAAAAAAUAAAAGAAAUCCAAUCCAACUUUGACAUUGACAAAGCAGUUCAAUAUUUUAUUUCAAAUGAAGAGAAAUCCUUUUUCUUUUUUCAUUAUAAAUAUAACACAAAGUAUUGACAUUAGAAGAAAUAAACCAAAAGCUUUUUGAUUCAAAACAAUAUCAAACCGAUGGCUUUUCUAUCCCAUCCACCAUCUCUAACCCUAACCCCAUUUCUCCACAAAACAAAAACAAUUUCCAUUACUUCACGAAUCUCAUGUAAAGCUAGCAAUCACAAUGACCAAAAUACUUCCAACCCCAAAAUCGAUAGAAGAGACAUUCUCAUCGGCCUCACCGGUCUCUACGGCUCUUCCACUCUCUCCCAAAGUCCCCAUUUUGCUCUCGCUGCUCCCAUCCAAACCCCCAACAUCAGCAAAUGUGGUCCGCCAGACCUGCCACCUGGUGCCGACCCAACCAACUGUUGCCCGCCACCGGCCACAACUAUCCUCGACUUCCAACCGCCACCACCCACAAAAUUACGUGUCCGACCAGCUGCCCAUUUAGCGGAUCAAAACUACAUAGAAAAAUACAAAAAAGCGAUUGAAUUAAUGAAAGCACUUCCCGAAGAUGACCCACGUAGCUUCACACAACAAGCAAAUGUUCAUUGUGCUUAUUGUAAUGGGGCGUACGACCAAAUAGGGUUUCCGGUGGAGGUGCAAGUUCAUAAUUCAUGGCUGUUCUUUCCGUUCCAUAGAUUUUAUCUUUACUUUCACGAGAAGAUAUUGGGAGAGUUGAUUGGGGAUUCGAGUUUUGCUUUACCGUUUUGGAAUUAUGAUGCUCCUGGUGGAAUGAAGAUGCCUCGAAUGUAUGCAGAAGAGAAAUCUUCGCUUUAUGAUGAAUUACGAAACGAAAAUCAUUUGCCGCCAAGAUUGGUGGAUUUGGAUUUUGGGGGAGUUGAUGAUCCUAACAUUGGUGAUGAUGCACAAAUAAGGAGUAAUCUUAGUAUUAUGUAUCGGCAGAUGGUUUCUGGUAGUCGUACGCCUUCUUUGUUUUUUGGUAGCGCUUACGUAGAGGGUGAUGAGCCUUCACCAGGAGGUGGUUCAGUAGAGAAUAUUCCACAUGGACCGGUUCACGUAUGGUGCGGUGAUAACGACCAACCCAACUUCGAAAACAUGGGAAACUUCUACUCCGCUGCCAGAGACCCCAUUUUCUUCGCACAUCAUUCCAACGUCGAUCGCCUCUGGUCUGUCUGGAAAACCCUAGGUGGGCGACGAAAGGACCUUCAAAACCCCGAAUGGCUCAACGCCUCAUUCAUUUUCUACAACGAGAAAGCCCAACCCGUCCGAGUCCAUGUCCGUGACUGCCUCGACUCCAAAUCCCUUGGCUACACCUACCAACCCGUCGACCUCCCAUGGCUCCAAACCCGCCCCACUCCUCGCCGUGCCCAAAAAACAACCGUUGCCUUUGGCAUUGCCUCCGCCCUCGCCGCUGGCCCAUCAUCCAGCCGCGUCAAACCAGCUAACAUCAAGUUUCCGAUAACCGUGAAGUCGCCAGUGAGUGUGGAAGUGAAGAGGCCAAAGAAAUCGAGAAGCAAGAAAGAGAAAGAGGAGGAAGAGGAGGUUUUGGUAAUUUACGGAAUUGGAUUUGAUCCUAACAAUGGCAUAAAAUUUGAUGUUUUUAUAAACGAUGAAGAUGACAAGGAAAUUAAACCGGAUAAUACUGAAUUUGCGGGCAGUUUUGUGAAUGUACCACAUAAGCAAGCGCACAAGAAGAAAGUGAAGACCGGGCUGAGGGUGGGAAUAACGGAAGUGCUUGAGGAUUUGGAAGCUGAUAAUGAUGACAGUAUCAUCGUCACUAUCGUUCCUAAGAUUGGAGCUGGGUUGUUCUCCAUUGGUGGCUUAAAGAUCGAACUUGACGAGUAAACUUAACCCUUUGGGGAUGGGGUUAUUAAUAAUAUAAUUAGGGUUUAAUUUAUUCAAACCUUUGUUUAUUUGAAUGUGUUUGAGUAUGUAAUAAUUUGGGAUAUGUGUGUUUUUACAAGACUUUUUGUAAGUUGUUUUGUUGAAUAAUUAUUACAAAAAGGAAAAAAAACGUGAAACUGCUGAAAGUAAUAAUGAGAUUACCAUUGAAAUUGUUAAAA